This is a messenger RNA of Nannospalax galili (Upper Galilee mountains blind mole rat), 3570 nucleotides long. RefSeq names its product ubiquitin specific peptidase 1 (gene Usp1). Gene Ontology annotation, biological process: protein deubiquitination; regulation of DNA repair. The transcript has 9 exons. Gene Ontology annotation, molecular function: cysteine-type deubiquitinase activity; cysteine-type endopeptidase activity. Gene Ontology annotation, cellular component: nucleus; cytosol. The coding region runs from base 506 to 2845 and encodes 779 amino acids. Lineage: Eukaryota; Metazoa; Chordata; Mammalia; Rodentia; Spalacidae. The record is from RefSeq and is a predicted model, not a curated record.
CGCGGCAGCUCGUGCCGUUCGCGUCUCUGCAGCGUGGAGACGAGAACCGGCACUUUGAGAGGACGCCACCUUCAGCCGCGGUGCUGGCGCGGGCGGGGGCUCACACACGGGGGUCCUGAGACUGAGGAAAACGCGCCAAGUUCCCCUCGGCUGCGGAGCGGGGCUUCUGCGGCUCAGGCGCUCGGCCACCGCUGCUGCGCGCCCGUAGCCUUCCCGGCCGGGCAGCGCCGGGGAUGUAGUGGGGCCGCGGCGAGUAGAACGGAGCGGCGGCCCGGCUCCCGCUCCGUAAACGAAUGGUCACUCCCCCGCGGGUGGGCAUCGGACCAGUUUUCCCUCGGCCGGGCCGGCGACGGCCGGGCUCGCCUGUCGCGCCCGCACUCUGCCCUGCUGGUCUUCCCGGCGGCGGCGCCGCGGACUCAUUCACGGCCAUGACCGGAUAUCAUUGAUGAUUACAUCUGCCUUCUAUAAGUAAAUUCCUGUCAACUCCUUGCAAUUUGAAAAGAAAAUGCCUGGUGUCAUACCUAGUGAAAGUAAUGGGCUUUCAAGAGGUAGUCCAUCCAAGAAAAACAGACUUUCUUUGAAGUUUUUUCAGAAAAAGGAAACUAAAAGAGCUUUAGAUUUCACAGAUUCUCAAGAAAAUGAAGAAAAAGCUUCCGAAUAUAGAGGAUCUGAGAUUGAUCAAGUUGUUCCUGCAGCACAGUCCUCGCCUAUAAACUGUGAGAAGAGAGAAAACUUGUUACCAUUUGUGGGACUGAAUAAUCUCGGCAAUACUUGUUAUCUUAAUAGUAUACUUCAGGUAUUAUAUUUUUGCCCUGGUUUUAAAUCUGGAGUGAAGCACUUAUUUAAUAUUAUUUCAAGGAAGAAAGAAGCACUGAAAGAUGAAGCUAAUCAGAAAGAUAAGGGAAGCAGCAAGGAAGAUCCUUUGGCAAGUUAUGAGCUUAUAUGCAGUUUACAGUCCUUAAUAAUUUCAGUUGAGCAGCUUCAGGCUAGUUUUCUCUUAAAUCCAGAGAAAUAUACAGAUGAACUUGCUACUCAGCCAAGGCGACUGCUUAACACACUCAGGGAACUCAACCCUAUGUAUGAAGGAUAUCUACAGCAUGAUGCACAGGAAGUGUUACAGUGUAUUUUGGGAAACAUUCAAGAAACGUGUCAACUCCUAAAAAAAGAAGAAAUAAAAAAUGUGGCAGAAUUAUCUACUAAGGUAGAAGAAAAAUCACAUCAGAAAGAGGAAAUGAGUGGAAUUAACCACAUGGAGAUUGACAGUGUGAGGAAUUCUGAGGGCUAUAAAGAAAAACUCCCAAAAGGGAAUGGGAAAAGAAAAAGUGACACUGAAUCUGGUAAUACAAAGAAAAAAGUUAAGUUGUCUAAGGAAUGUCAGUCAUUGGAAGAGAACCAGAGACAAACAAGAUCAAAAAGAAAAGCUACUGGUGAUACAUUAGAGAUUCCUCCUAAAACAAUCCCCAAAUGUGUUUCUGAAAAUGAGAGUACAAGACCCUCACAGAAGAAAUCAAGAGUUAAAAUAAAUUGGUUAAAGCCUACAACUAAGCAACCCAGCAUUCUUUCUAAAUUCUGUAGUCUGGGAAAAAUAACAACAAACCAAGGAUCCAAAGGAAAUGAAUAUGAUCUUGAAGAGGACUUGGGGAAGUAUGAAAGUGAUACCACAACUAAUGGUUGUGGACUUGACGCUCCAGAAAAUGUUACACCUGUAAAUGUUAGUGAAGUUAAGCCCAUAAACAAAGGUGCAGAGCAAAUUGGUUUUGAACUAGUGGAGAAAUUAUUUCAGGGUCAGCUGGUAUUAAGGACUCGUUGUUUGGAGUGUGAAAGCUUAACAGAAAGAAGAGAAGAUUUUCAGGAUAUCAGUGUGCCAGUACAAGAAGAUGAGCUUUCUAAAGUAGAAGAAAGUUCUGAAAUUUCUCCAGAGCCAAAAACAGAAAUGAAGACCUUGAGAUGGGCAAUUUCACAAUUUGCUUCGGUGGAGAGAAUUGUAGGAGAAGAUAAAUAUUUCUGUGAAAAUUGCCAUCAUUAUACUGAAGCUGAGCGAAGUCUUUUGUUUGAUAAAAUGCCUGAAGUUAUAACUAUUCAUUUGAAGUGCUUUGCUGCUAGUGGCUUGGAGUUUGAUUGUUAUGGUGGUGGACUUUCGAAGAUCAACACUCCUUUACUGACACCUCUUAAACUGUCACUAGAAGAAUGGAGCACAAAGCCGACUAACGACAGCUAUGGAUUAUUUGCUGUUGUAAUGCACAGUGGCAUCACAAUUAGUAGUGGGCAUUACACUGCUUCUGUUAAAGUCACUGACCUUAACAGUCUAGAACUAGAUAAGGGGAAUUUUGUGGUUGACCAGAUGUGUGAAAUAGGUAAGCCAGAACCACUGAACGAGGAGGAAGCAAGGGGUAUGGCUGAAAAUUAUGAUGGAGAAGUGUCAAUUAGAGUUGGUGCAAAUGCCCAGCCAAGUAAAGUUCUGAACAAAAAAAACGUAGAAGCUGUUGGACUUCUUGGAGGACAAAAGAGCAAAGCAGAUUACGAGUUAUACAACAAAGCAUCUAAUCCUGAUAAGGUUGCCAGUACAACAUUUGCUGAAAAUAGAAAUUCUGAAACUAAUGAUAUCAAUGGGAUCCACGAAUCUGAUAGCAACAAGGAACCCAGUGACCAAACAGGCAUUAACAUGAGUGGAAUGGAGAGCAAAAUUUCAUAUGUAGUGCAAAGCUUAAAGGAGUAUGAGGGGAAGUGGUUGCUUUUUGACGAUUCUGAAGUGAAAGUUACAGAAGAGAAGGACUUUUUGAAUUCUCUUUCCCCUUCAACAUCUCCUACAUCUACCCCCUACUUGCUAUUUUAUAAGAAAUUAUAGUGAGUAUAUUUUCCUUGUGUAUGUAUUAAACAGACCUGGACAAACAUUGGUAAAGUUGAUUACAUCAAAGUCUUUAGUUUAUCUUUUGAAGCUAUUGAGUAUUAUUGGUCUCUAGGCUUUUAUAUAGUGAAAUUUUAAAUACCAAAAACCAUGUUAAUUUUUAGAAUUAAUUUUCUUUGUAGAGACUAGUAAGGCAUUAGCUUCUGGGAACAAACUUGUAUAGGUUCUUUAUCCAAAAUGGAAGCAAACACUUGGAUUUACACCGAUCUUUUGUGUUUGCUUUUUAAAAUAAAGUGCUUGUAUUUGUUUUCUCCAUAUUCUGGAAUAAUUAUCUACUUGAUAUUUAUAGGUCUGUGAUUUUACACCCAAGAAACAGAAUUUCAUUCAGUAUAUUUAGUUUUGUAAUAGUCACAAAGCCAAAUCUUUGGGCUAUAUCAGAGGCACAAAGUUUAGAAUGUGUAUAUUCACGAUGCUGUAUAUUUUGUGCCUUGAAUCACUGAAGUGUCUCAGAAAUCCUGGCAGUCCUCUCUACAUAGGAAUUUUAUAUGUAUUUAUGAAGAUGAUUUGGUAUUCUAGUCAAUCUUUUUGGGCAUGACUAAUUUGUAUCUUCAUACUCAUUCUGCACGAUCUGUAUAUAGUACAUCAAACUUAGAGGUGUGACCUUAAAUUUAACUUUUUUUUAAAAACUGGGAGGUCAAUAAAAUUUAAGCUGUUUAACAGUUAUG